GAAUAAUCACCAAAUUGCAUAAAUACAUACCAAUACGACAUGAAUAAACACAAAAUUACAGGAAUAAAUACAAAAAAUACGUGAAUUAGGUGCUUUGAUGACACCUCUAGAGACAACCUGAAUUUUCUUCAAUAUUCACAAAAAAUUGUGAGGCAAAAAAUUCCAGAAUAAACCGAUCUAAAUAUUUGAUUUGAUCAAGUACAAUCAGGUGUCUACCAAACGGUUGCACUUGCACACCUAGUUGUGAUCCAAUAAUGGUUUCUCCCUUUGUUAAAAAAAAAUGAUAAUACAAAUAUUUGUAUGUUUAAUCCAAUGGUCACCGUGGCAGCCCUAAGGGUCACGACUCACGACGACGACAGUCAGACAGUGACAUCGUCGGUGCUUUCUUUUUCCCAGACUUCGUGACCAUUAGUACCCACUAGUAUCCUUCGUUCGCAUUUCUCCUCUGUUCUCUCCGGCGCCUCUCAGCUGUCUGAACUGAUUCAAUUUCCGACGAAUUGAGCGUCUGGUCGGGAUAUUCCCCAUAAUUGGUGAGCAUCCUCCCUUUUUUUCUUUUUUGCCUUUUGGCCGCACUUGUUUGGAUCCCGGUGCUUCGAUUCUCACAAAUUGAGCAAAAGGGUAUUGGCUUCCUUUGUCGCCAGAAUCGAAAGUUGAUCGCUUUUUCCCUUUUUGGUAUGGUUGAUUCGGUUGGCAUUCGGUCGGAGCAGUGAGGUGGAGUUUUUGAAUGCUGAGGGAGAAGCUUCGACGUGUUUGAAAUGAGCUGCAGUGCAUGAUGAGGAAGGUAGCGAGGAAAGUUGGGAAGUAUGAGGUCGGCAGGACGAUCGGCGAAGGGACUUUCGCCAAGGUUAAGUUCGCUCGGAAUAUGGAGACUGGUGAAAGCGUCGCCAUUAAAGUGAUGGCCAAAUCCACCAUUCUCAAAAACAAAAUGGUCGACCAGAUUAAAAGAGAGAUAUCGAUCAUGAAGAUUGUCAGACAUCCUUAUAUUGUUAGGUUGCAUGAGGUUUUGGCAGGUCGGACGAAGAUAUAUAUCAUUCUUGAGUUUGUUACUGGUGGAGAACUGUUUGAUAGAAUUGUUCACCAAGGAAGACUUAAAGAGCAUGAGGCAAGGCGAUUCUUUCAACAGCUUAUAGACGCAGUAGAUCACUGUCAUAGUAAGGGUGUGUACCACAGAGAUCUUAAGCCUGAAAACCUUCUUCUUGACGCUGCCGGGAAUUUGAAAGUUUCUGACUUUGGAUUGAGUGCGUUGCCUCAGGAUGGUGUUGGUCUUCUCCAUACUACCUGUGGUACACCUAACUAUGUUGCCCCGGAGGUGCUGAGCCACCAAGGAUAUGAUGGGGCAGCUGCGGACAUAUGGUCAUGUGGAGUAAUCCUCUAUGUUCUGAUGGCUGGAUAUCUUCCAUUUGACGAGACAGAUCUUCCAACUCUGUACAAGAAGAUAAAUGCUGCAGAGUUCAGUUGUCCUUUUUGGUUUUCUCCGGAGGCAAAGGCUCUGAUAGAUAAGAUACUCACUCCUCAUCCGAAAGAACGCAUAAGGAUAAAUGGAAUUAGAAGAGAUCCAUGGUUUCGGAGGAACUACGUGCCUGUGAAACAUACUGAAGAAGUGGAAGUGAAUCUGGAUGAUAUUCGUGCAGUUUUUGAUGACAUCGAGGACCAAUAUGUAGCAGAGAAAUCAGAAUGCAGCGACACUGGACCAUUACUAAUGAAUGCCUUUGAGAUGAUUACCCUUUCCCAAGGGCUAAACCUAUCAGCAUUGUUCGAUAGACACCAGGACUAUAUAAAGAGGCAGACUCGUUUUCUAUCCCGUAGACCAGCAAAGGAUAUAAUCUCAUCAGUCGAAGCAGUUGCUGUCUCACUCGGUCUCAAGGUUCAUACACGUGGUUACAAGACGAGGCUUGAAGGAAUGUCGGCGAAUAAGACAGGCCAUUUGGCAGUGGUGUUGGAGAUCUACGAAGUCGCACCUUCACUGUUCAUGGUAGAUGUCAGGAAGGCAUCCGGGGAGACUCUCGAGUAUCACAAGUUCUACAAGAGCUUCUGUGCGAAGCUCGAGGAUAUCAUAUGGAAGCCAGCAGAAGGAGCAAACUCGAACCUGCUUCGGACCAUAACUUGCUAAUCCAGACUCCAGAGUGGGGAAAGGUUUCUCUGGGCUUCAAGCAAAGCUAGAAUAAAACUGUAAUUAAUCUCUCUACGUGUUGGUUCGAUCUUGAUUUUUUGACAGCCAUGUAUCGUCGUUGUCUGCAUAUAUCACUGUGUACUCACAAAGGGUUAUAGAAACUGUAGUCUAUCAAAGAUGGUAAUAUUGAGCUCUGGGUUUCUAGUAAAUUUGCUCAGUUUUUUUUUCAUUUCUAUUUUUUUUCAUAAUGAUUAUUGUAACACCUUAGCUCGGCCGAGCACUACUUUUACCAAAAUACCCUUGAGUAAUCAAAUAACCAAAAAGGAAAGAACAUCUAAAGUACCCUUUCAAAAUCAACGUAGGAAAUAUCUCUUAAUAAAUCAUAAAUGAGCAUCAGUCUCAAGCCUACUAAUAAAAGUACAUAAGUGAAGGAGUUCACUUGGGAUCUUCUGCAUUCACUAACCCUUGUGAAGAUACAUCUCGAGCAGCAGCUUCUUCCUGACAAAUGAUAUGAUUGCUCCCACUUCCUUGCAGCUCCUGAGUGCGGGCGUGGGGUCAGUCCUAAUCCUAUAAUCAUCCUCAAACACACGUAGAGUCAUGCACAUGUGGUGGUCGUAUAAGUAAAAUGCACAGUUUAUUAGGGACGGGGUUUCGUUAUUUCUUGCUUACAUGUUUUAUCUUAUAAUGGGGCCACGCCCUCCACUUAGCUAGCACAAUCGUCCGGUAAACUUGUCAUAACAUAUCUUUACAUGACUACCCUCACAAUGGGGAGCUUUAACGUGUAAACUGUGCUAAGGCAAAACACCCACACAAUGGGGAUCCUGCGCCUAUCUAAGGCGAAACACCCGCAAAAUGGUGAUCAUGUACCGCGUGUGUGCUAGCUAAGCGAGGAUUAAACAUGUUAUUGCUUGUUCUUACUUAUUAUCUGGGUGAUUUAUCCUUGCUCGGUCGAAUCAAUCUCUCACACAUGGAGAGACGUUAUUCAUCAUAUACUUGCUUGACAACCUAAGCUUGUCAAGGAUGAUCUCCUCCAACAGAAGGAGAUCUAAACUUAUAAUUUCCAUACUAAUAUGAUUUCUCCGUAGAGAAAUUGAUGCUAUGCGUACACAUGAACUUAAGAAUGCACAUAAUCAUCAAAUCAUAAAUGCAGAACUUAAACAUAUCAGAACUAGCACUCAAUUAAUUCAAGAAAAAGACACAAUUCAACACCUAAAAAGUAACGGAGGAUGAAAUACUAACUAGCCCCUUUAACCAACGCACCUUAUUAACUCAAGAAAGUUGACUUGAUCUAGCCACCAACUCAAAGGAUCGAUGCUUUGGGAUAGGUAAGUUGCCUUGGUGAACCUAUGACGAAAAUUGAGAUCAGAUCGGUUGGGUUUUGGGUUAUUUGCAAUGGCUCCCUCUAUUUGUUAAUUUUCUUUUAAUUUAAAUCGCAUAAUAUUCUUCCCGGCACAAACUGUAUUUUAAUAACUAAUAACUUAAUCAUCUUAACAUAUUAACUUACUUUAAGAAUCAUUUUAUCAACUUCAUUCAUCAUAUCAUUACUAUAUCUCUAAUUCACUCGUUAACUCAUUUUAUUAAUAAUAUCAUAACCCAAGGACUAAUAAAAUUACCUAUGCUUAUCUUAAUUAACUAAAUCCACCAACAACAUGUUUAGCCGAUUACAUACAUAAUCAUCACCUAAUUAUUAACCUAGAGAGUUAAACCGUAAAAGCUACAGCCCCUAUAGUGCCAGUCAAUAAUCUGGUCACUAAAGUUCCCGUUCCAAAAGACUGACAGGGCUCCUGAAUCCUGAUGGGCCAAACCUUUCGCAACGCUAUCAUUUUCAGGUGGCUAAAGACUGUACUUUCGUCGCAAAUUUCCAGAUUGCAACAAACUCAUAUUUAACCAUGUGAACAUCGAUUUUAGAGCAAGGGAUCGGGUUUCCUUACUACAAUCACGAGUUUAGAGAACAAUUUGAGGAUUCCCGGACGUUGUUUCUCCGCCUUAGAUCGUCGUUCGAGUCCCCGCAAUCCCACCGGCAAAACUACGGAUGAGAUAGAGGAAGAUCCAGAGCUGUGCCCGCCGAACAGAGGACACGACGUACGGAGGAAACGAGUGUGUGUUUGGCGUCGGCGUCGCUCCCGGCUUGCGUCUCUGCCGGCUGCCGUUUCCGUUGGGGAGCUCGCUUGCUACUGGGUCAAGGGAGGAGGUAGCGGUGAUGGGAACUGGGAGGUGGCGGUGGUGUUUAAUCGUGCGAGGGGGAAGCGGGAGGAAAGACGGCGCUGCCGCUUUGGGAUUUAUUAGUUUAGGGUUCUAGUUCCUACGGUUUGGCCACUAGGUUUAGUUUUGGGUAUGCCUAUGGUGACAUGCAUGUCACGGUGACUUGCACUUUCCGGUCGACCUCAUAUAGGAUCCGGUCGACCUCAUUUAGGAUUCGGUCGACCUCAUAUAGGAUCAGGUCGAUCUAAUCUGUUGUUUCAGUGUAAAAACAGUUCAUGGUGCCUACUUUGGAUAUUCAUAUCAUACAAUUGGCUAGAUAGAAAUUGAAGACAAAUGACUUGUUUUGAAGCUGGAGUGUCCCUCUACAUAUUGAAGUGGAAGAGAGCUCGAUAGGAAGUUCAGAAGACCAUUUUUUAACCUCAUCAAAAGGCUAUGCCAAAACUGGGAAACUGCCUGGAAAUGGCUAAGUCUGGAAACAUGUUUGUGAAGCCUAUUUUGGAGCUCAAUUCGAGAAGCAUGAAUGCGAGUCGAGGAGCCUCUACCACGUUAAAUUAGGUAUGUUUUUAUACAAAUUCAAGGCAUUCGAUGAAAGAUUGGAUAUCUGUAAGGCUUUAAACGGAAGGGUCGAUGUUGCUACGAAGGUUGUUUUUCUGGCAGACUUCAAGCACAAGCAAGCUGCCAGAAAAACAGCCUUCGUAGCAACUUCGAGCCUUUUGUUUGAAGCCUUAAAGAUAUUCAAUCUUUCAUCCAAUGCCUUGCCUUAGUAUAAUAAAAUACAUAAUUUAAC
This is a messenger RNA of Linum trigynum, 5099 nucleotides long. The record is from the annotation of a GenBank genome assembly. Lineage: Eukaryota; Viridiplantae; Streptophyta; Magnoliopsida; Malpighiales; Linaceae.